This is a messenger RNA of Cyprinodon variegatus (sheepshead minnow), 1646 nucleotides long. It is a transcript of the gene rtn4ip1, whose product is annotated as reticulon 4 interacting protein 1. Gene Ontology annotation, cellular component: mitochondrion. The transcript has 9 exons. The coding region runs from base 217 to 1428 and encodes 403 amino acids. Gene Ontology annotation, molecular function: oxidoreductase activity. The record is from RefSeq and is a predicted model, not a curated record. Lineage: Eukaryota; Metazoa; Chordata; Actinopteri; Cyprinodontiformes; Cyprinodontidae.
GUCGUGCCGGGAAGAGGAAGUGAAGUAGUAAAGAAUAGGACGUUGUGUUGAAAUUGUUAAAACAUUCGAAUUGCUCUGUCUUUUAUAUAUUAAAUACCAAGCAUGCUUUUUAUUAACACUAGAUGUCGUCGGUAAGAACGUAGAUUUGUUAACCACUAACUAAUUUAGACCUGCCUGACUUUUUAGAAGACGGAGCAUUUUAUUUUCUAUAGAGACAUGAGUUCUGUUAGAUAUCUGACGAACAGAAGGUUGCUGUUAAACCUCAGUAAAUCCGUCCCUGAACACAGACUCCCUGCUUGGCUCAGACACCCAUGUAGACUGAUCCGGAGCUCCAGCAGAGCCAUGACAGUGAUGCCCGCUUGGGUUAUUGAUAAGUAUGGAAGCAAUGAUGUGCUGCGCUUCACAAAUAACGCCAGCUUCCCCGUUAUCAACUAUCCCAAUGAGGUGAUUGUUAAAGUGUUUGCAGCUGGACUGAAUCCACUGGAUGUCAGCAUGAGGGGUGGUUACGGCUCUUCUACGAUGGCGAUAAAAAGAGACCCUAUGAACAUCAUGCAGUCGGGCACCGAGUUCCCUCUCAUUCUGGGAAGAGACGUGUCUGGUGUCAUCAUGGAGUGUGGCCUGGAUGUGAAGUACUUCAAAGAGAGGGAUGAGGUGUGGGCAGCGAUCCCGCCGUGGAAGCAGGGCAGUUUGGCCGAGUUUGUGGUUCUAAGCGCCAAUGAGAUAUCCCACAAACCAAAGUCGAUGAGUCACACCGAGGCAGCAGCCAUACCCUACGUGGCGACCACUGCUUGGUCUGCGCUGGUGAACACAGGUGGCCUCCGUAAGGACAACUGCGUCAAAAAACGAGUUUUGAUCCUUGGGGGAUCUGGGGGAGUUGGAACAUUUGCAAUUCAGAUGCUGAAGGCAUGGGGAGCUCAUGUAACAGUCACCUGCUCCCACAAUGCCGAGCGGUUCGUCAGAGACCUUGGAGCAGACCAUGUGGUCGACUACACAGCUGGACCUGUUGAAGAACCGCUAAGACUUCUCGAGAAAUUUGACCUGAUCCUUGAUAAUAUUGGGGGGGACACUGAGCGGUGGGCCCUUGGCCUGCUUAAGCCAUGGACCGGAGCCAAAUAUGUCACCCUUGUAACACCUUUCCUGCUAAACACAGACCGGCUGGGUAUAGCUGAUGGCAUGAUGAAGACUGCUGCUACAGUCGCCACCAAAGCCAUAAAGCAUUUAGUCAAAGGAGUUCACUACCGCUGGGGUUUCUUUGCGCCGAGCGGCCCAGCAUUGGAUGAGAUUAGAGAAAUGGUGGAUGCAGGACAGAUCCGUGCCGUGGUGGAGGAGACAUUCAGCUUCUCCCAGGUACCUCAGGCCUUCGAGAAGGUGGAGAAGGGCCACGCCCGAGGAAAGACAGUGGUGGAAAUCAGCAAAGGCGGAUGUUGAUGUCUAGCACAGACUCUGGACAUAAUAUGCCUGUGUUUGCACAAUGUGACACAAAGUACUUCAAAAUGAGAGCAAUGCAACAGCCCACGCUACCGAGCAGAGCAAAAGACAAGAAAGGAAUCUUAAAUGAGGUUCCUGCAACUGCAACGACUUUUUCUACUUAAAAAAUGGCCUCGGAUGCAGAACAGCUGCAGUUACAGUAUUUGCUUCCAAUAUGC